Diaporthe amygdali is the source of this 513-nucleotide messenger RNA. Its product is annotated as ring-2 protein. The coding region runs from base 1 to 513 and encodes 170 amino acids. The record is from RefSeq and is a predicted model, not a curated record. Gene Ontology annotation, molecular function: catalytic activity. The transcript has a single exon. Gene Ontology annotation, biological process: DNA repair. Lineage: Eukaryota; Fungi; Ascomycota; Sordariomycetes; Diaporthales; Diaporthaceae.
AUGGCCGUAGCCACGAAGCGCAAGGCCCAAGACACCGGCCUAGUCUCCAUCCCCAAAAACGCCACCAAAGUCCAAAAGACUUACCGCGCCAACACCACAGCCAAACGAGCCACACCAUCCACCCCCAUCACCAAAGCCUGCAUCGCAAAUGAGAUGCAGCCCCAGCUGGACCGCAUAGAAUCCAGCUCCCAAACGCCAUUCCAGAAGCGCGUGCUGUCGCUGCUGUGCCAAGUACCGCGCGGCCACGUGACGACGUACGCGCUGAUGGCGCAGCACCUGGGGUCGUCGCCGCGCGCGGUCGGCAACGCGAUGCGGCGUAACCCUUUCGCGCCCGAGGUCCCCUGCCACCGCUGCGUCGCCACGGGCGGCGGACUCGGCGGCUUCAAGGGCCAGUGGCCCCGGGAUGGUGAGGGUAUCACGCUGGAUGAGAAGAGGGUGCUGCUGAGGGGGGAGGGGGUGCGGAUGGAUGCCGGCGGGAGGGUCCUGGGGACGCAAUUUGGGGGUUUUGCUUGA